UACACCGACUUUUCAGGAAUCCGGAGGUACAUUGCAGUUUGCCAUUAAGUAUUGUGUAGGCGUAGAAGAGUACUGGGACAAUAAUAAGGGAAACAACUACGAGAUAAAAAGCCACAGGAUGAAAGUCUCUCCACCAAAAGAAUGGGAAAACGCUUGGAUUCACUUCAUAUAAUCCAUGCGUUGAAGGUCUUCAGUGUGUGUGUGCAAGGAUGGAUAUACUGUGAAGGAUGUGGGCUCGCCCAUAGUGGAGUGUGCUGUUUGUACUGGCACAGCUUCCCAAGACAAAAGAAGAUGCUUAAAGUGCCUCCAUGGAAAUGUUUGUACUUGCACAGCAGGUCAGACUCAAGCUGUGCUCUGACACACAGAAGAAACUUGAUGCAGCGUAUCUCUUCGGGACGUCCUAUAGUCUUACAAAUUCCGGAGCUCCUCAGCCAGUUUCCCCAGCCUGUGUUUUAUGAGCUGUUCCUUCAGUACAGUGAUAGUCAGGGCAAUGAGUCUUUGUGGCCAGUUCCAGUCAUGAGCAGCCCAGGCAGCUCUCAAGUUCAGCAGAGAUUCUUCUUGGUAGAUGGAUUGACAGGAAGACAGGAUAACCUGAACAGUAAACCUCAAUAUGUCACCUAUGCCAGCAAACUAGUCCUGAGUGUGUAUCAGCCCAUUAGCAGCCCUGGUAAUGAUUCCCCCUUCAAAAUGACAGUACAGUGCACCACAGUGGACAACAACAGAGAGCCAAGCCCAGGUAGCAUGCGCUGUCACCUAAAGUAUGAACCAGGACUCAAAGAGAAUGAAUACUUUUAUAAAUUGCUCUGGCAGUACUGAGCGGACUCUCCAUGUUCGUUGCUAUGCUGGAGACCAGCAGCUGGAGCCACAGGCACGGGCAGCAGUUUAUCAACUGCACAGGAAGGACUGAGUCAUAUUUUCUCAGUGUCUCUUGCCACCUCUGUAACACACAGCUGAAAAUAGAGAACACGUAAAAAUAUAUGUUUCAAUUAUAUUACUAGUAUAAAUAGAAAAAUUCUUCAUAAUUAUUAUUAAAAGUCAAACAUCACACCCUGAACAGAAUCUCUCCCACUGAACCUGUCUACAUGAACUUCAAUAGUUUGCAGGGAAUCCAGUUGGAUUACAUUUCCUUGGUUCAGGCUGGAUAGUUAACUAUGGUAAUCCACUAUUUAGCCACUAGGUGAUGCUGCUCACAUGUUUUUUGCCUUUUUCAUACAGAGUUUUUCCCCUAGAAUUCUUAAAGUGAGCAGUCAAUGCAUUCAAAUAUUGCUUCAGAAUAGGAAAGAAGAACCUUGAUGGAUUGUAAUAAGAAUAUAUAUUUUAUUUAAAUCGUUCUUUUCACAGAUCAAAACUUUAGUUUCCCCCAAAAAAGGGUUUCUUUACUAAAUAAUAAUCUAUGCUAUAUAAAAAUAAUAAUAAUACAAUUGCAUAAGAGGUACCAGAGAGAUAAUUUAAACUCUAAAGUGUGACAUAUGAAGAUAUGGGACCCUUUACUAUAUCUCCAUCGCCAGGAUUAUACAUCCUUUGUGGGAUAUCUUGUAUCCUACCAAAUUAACUAACAAAGCAAAAGAGGGGAAUGCUUUUUCAUACAGCAGGAUGCGUCAUUUGUUUUGGACAUCAGUUAAUUCAUGACAUGUAAAACCUGGUGGCGGUAAGGCUUACCCAACGAGGGUUAAAGAAACUACACUGGACUGAACGUAUUUCAAAUGAUGCUGUCAUUUGCAUCAUUUGAAAUAUGACUGAAUAUAUUUAAAAUGAUGCAAAUGAUGCAAAUGAUGUUUAAUAAACAAAAAAACUAACAAAAAAAAGUUGAAGGACAAACUCGUCUUAGAGAAGAUUAUGAACUAUGAAUUCCAGCGGCCAUUUGAAAAGGAGCAUGUUCUACAAUGGUAAGUACUGUAUAUCUAAACCUGACCAGUACAAACCAUCUUUGCCUAUAUAAAGCACACCUUUUAGCCCACAUUGUACACAUUAUAACUUUGUCAUGGUAAACUUUUCUAAGCAAGCCAAGUAUCUGUACACUAUUCUUUCAGCAAGGAGCAUGGCUCCAGUCUGGACUAAUGAGGACAAAGCAUGUCUAAUUGGAUCAGUUAUCAACGUCCCGCAGCAGCAUCACCUAGUGGCUAAACUGCAUUGCCACAGGUCACCACACUAGCAUAGCUCAACUGAGUUGUUAAAUAAAACAUUUAAUAUGAGCAGUGACACACAGCUACCCUCACAGCUAGUACCACAGAUUAUGGGCCCAGCAGUGCAGUAUAGUUCAGGGUCACCACACCUUGAGGGAGUAAGAAAAUCUGCCUCAAAUCUGUGGGGGGGCUAUUGCCUGGCCAUUGGGGCAAUUAAGAACCCAACUCUUAAACUGAAAUGUACUGGUUAUUUAAGAAUGACACCUUGUAUGUUGAGCCAGUCAGAGGAACUGUUAUUGCAUAGGACCCACUGAACAAUCAAUCAGGUAGGUACCAAAGUACACUUUGAAGACACUAAUGCCCAUUAAAUCUCUGCUUUAACUAUAUAGCUAUAGGAUUUACCCUUAAGAUUUUUUUGUCAGAAGUUCCUUAACUUUGUCAGUCUCAAAGACAAAUCUCAGGAUUGACACAAAUGUCACUGAUAUACUUUUUGUGGCAAAGAGGAUAUGCUUUGUCAGAUGAGAAAAUGAAGUGUGACGCCUCACCCUCUGGGACAGAACAGGAAUGGAUAUCUGUCUCUCAAUUCCUAUGUAGCUUAAGGGCUCUGUUGAUUUUUUGCCUGCCUGCUCAGGUGGACUUUUACAGCUGCAGGGAGACCUAUGGGAUUCAGCAACCUAACAUGUCGCCAUAGCAGCUGUUUAAGUUGAGUCAUUGCUGAUCAUGCCUGUUAGCUUUAUGCCCCAAUGCCCCAAGUGCUUUUGUUAACCACUGCCUUUUCUGUAAGAUUAUCAUAAAUAUAUGGAGAUGGUAAAAGCUGGCCUUUUGACAGUCCCGAGGGCUAGACUAAAUACUUUUACUGACUUGGCUUUUACUUUUAUGCCCCCACACUACCAGAGUGCAGAGAUGGAUGACACAUCUCAAAGAAAGAAAAUACAUCUCUUUGAUUUAGCUCUAUAAACAUGCUGUUGGCAUAUAAAGUCCAGGCAUUCGUGUACUAUUCAAGAAACAUGCCAAAUUCUGUCCGUUUCUUACAGGUGGCAUGGUAAAGAGUUAUUGGAAAACUAAUGAAAACAUGCUGAGUGCUUGUAUUUUUUUCUUUGCUUCAGAUCCAGAUGGCAUUGUCUUCAGCAAUGUUCUUUAUUUUGGGAAUGAGCUUGCUCUCCUGCUGUUUGACACACUGCUCUUCUGUAUUAUCAACCUCGAGACUCAGGGCAUUGUGCUGGCUACAAUCAUUUAAUAUCUUGUACAGCAGGUAGUCAAAAUAAUGAUUCAAAUCAUUUAAUUUGUAUCAUUUUUCAAAUUGAAACUGGUAUAAAGCUGUCUUGUUGUUUUUAAUAGUGGUGCAUGCUGUAUAUACUGUAUGUACAUUUGUAAUUCAGUCAUUUUAACUUGUAUUUAUGUUUCUAAUUCCUUGUUGUAGUUGCUGGAGAUGCUCCAGUAUUGUAUUGCAAGAAAUAACCUCGCCAAAAAGACAUUGGUGGACCAGUGCUUUCUGAGCUAAAGAAAUUAUUAUUUAUUUAUUUAUUUUUUUAGAAGAUGAAUGUUAUUAUAAUAAAAAAAGCUUAAACCAAUAUUUACCUGUAAAUAUUUAGUUCUUCAUAUCUAUAGUUUGUAUACAGAUGUAUAUUUUAUAUUUAAAUAUAUAUUUCUGUAUCUCUCAUUUGGUUGAAUUUUUCUUAUAAACAAUAGAAUGAUUGUUAAUGUUGUGUUAAGUACUUAAUGGGAUAUCACUACCAUACCAAAAAUUGCAUUAAUAAUUCUUCUGCAGUGUCCCCAGUCAUAUUCAUUUUUUCAAUAAAAUAUAAUUAUUAAAAGCAUAUUCAUUAUUGUGUAUGCUGUUGGUCCUGUGCUGACAUUUUGAUGAUGGCAUACACUGUUCAAUGUUCCCUCUGUAUUUCUCUAUAUGACUUUGUGGCAAUGUGCCCCAUCCCUGUGUGCAUUUCUGUGUUAUAUGUUGCAUGUAGUGUGUUAAUGUUGGUGUAUAGAUAUGGCUGCACAGGAUAUAAAUGGGUGUGUGUAGCACAAGUUAUUUAAAAUGUAAAAUUGUAUUUAGGCACGGGGAUUGCACUUCACGUGCAUUUAAAGUAUUUAAUAUGUGAGCACGGGGUUGCACAGAAUUAGUUCACGUGCUGGGAUUAAAGUGAAUAAUUAAUUAGCAAUUGAAUCUCGGCACAACAGUAUAUAUAGAUGCACGUUUUACUUACUCGGGGUUGUGUGUUCGGUGAGUGGAGAACGGGUGUGGAGAGGAGGUAAAAUAAUAAGUGUUUAGACUCACCGUGUUUGUUUGUCUGUCUGUCCACUGUUUGUUUAGUGUUAAUCCGUUUUGUUUGUCUAUUUUAUUUGGCCUCAAGGUCCGUGUCCUGUUUUCUCUUUAAAACUUUUAUUUGUUUCAUUAAACCUACUGAGCGCAGCCAUUGCGUUUUCAGUUUCA
Messenger RNA from Acipenser ruthenus (sterlet), 4554 nucleotides. RefSeq names its product meckelin. NCBI's taxonomy places the organism in Eukaryota, Metazoa, Chordata, Actinopteri, Acipenseriformes, Acipenseridae. Gene Ontology annotation, cellular component: MKS complex; ciliary transition zone. The transcript has 9 exons. Bases 142 to 816 code for a protein of 224 amino acids. The record is from RefSeq and is a predicted model, not a curated record. Gene Ontology annotation, biological process: cilium assembly.